Lactuca sativa (garden lettuce) is the source of this 711-nucleotide messenger RNA. NCBI's taxonomy places the organism in Eukaryota, Viridiplantae, Streptophyta, Magnoliopsida, Asterales, Asteraceae. The record is from RefSeq and is a predicted model, not a curated record.
AUGCCUCCCUCUUUAUUCUUCUUCCAUCGCUAUUUCUCUUCAAUCACAGCCGCAUCCCACAUCGACAUCUCCACAACGAGCCGUCAUCUCUCUUGUCGGACACAAAAUCGUCAAACAGAAAAUAUGAUGUUGGUUUGGAACGAGAGUGAGGACAAAACGUUUCUUGAUGCAUGUAUCCAUGAACUAACCACUAAUGAUCGUGAGGGUUCUAGGCUUAAGGCGAGUUUAUGGAAGACAAUACGUGAAAAAUUCAUAAAUGAACACGGUAAAGAGGUUGAUCAGAAGCAAAUGAGAAACCACUUUGACUACUACAAAUCAAAAUAUGUUGCUUGUGUGAAACUGAAAAACAAAACUGGCAAUAUAUAUGAUCCUAUAAAAAAUAAAUUUAAUCUGACCGAUGAACAAUGGAAGGAAGAGGAGAAGUUGAACAAGUUCGUGUUGUCAUUGAAAAGUAAACCCUUACUAUUCCCUGAUCUUUGCACCCAACUAUUUGAAGGCUCAACCUCAACCGGCUUUCAAAGUUGGGGGCCAUCUUCUACACUCCCUCAUCCCGUAGAAGAGUUUAGUGCCCAUGAUUUUGAUGAUGAUGUUCUAAUGGAGACCUCAACACAACACGUAGGUGUAAGUGAAGAAUCUUCUGUGUGUUCAAAAAAUAAGGAAGUUGGUGGAAACAAAAGAGUUGGUGGAAAAAAAGAGAUGCAAUGGCAUUAG